AUGGCAGUAAAUACAGAAUCGUGCAGCCAGGUGAUUGUCGCCCCUCCCUCCUACCCCGCCGUCGCCAUUCCCUCCCAUCCCGCCGCCACCUCUCACCCCGUCGUCGCCUCUCACUCCCAUCCCGUUGUCGCCUCUCCCUCGCUCCCUGCCAUCGCCACUAUCUCCCACCCCGCCGUCGCCACUCCCGCUUAUCCCGCCGCCACUCCCUCUUGUCCCGCCGCCACUCCCUCUUACCCCGCCGCCGCCUCUUCUCCAAUUCCGCCUCCAACACUCCCUCCUAUCCCGCCGUCGCCUCUCCCUCCUCCCCGCCGUCGCCUCUCCCUCCUCCCCGCCGUCGCCUCUCCGUCCUCCCUGCCGUCGCCUCUCUCUCCUCCCCGCCGUCGCCUCUCCCUCCUCCCCGCCGUCGCCUCUCCCUCCUCCCCGCCGUCGCCUCUCCCUCCUCCCCGCCGUCGCCUCUCCCUCCUCCCCGCCGUCGCCUCUCCCUCCUCCCCGCCGUCGCCUCUCCCUCCUCCCCGCCGUCGCCUCUCCCUCCUCCCCGCCGUCGCCUCUGGCGACAGGUGCACGAGAGCAAGCGCAAGUUGGUGCGCGAGGGCGGGUCGGUGCGCGAGCUCGGGUGGGUGCGCGAGCGCUGUUUGGUGCGCGAGCGCGGGUUGGUGCGCCAGCGAGGGUUGUUUUCUGAGGCAUUCUGAUUAUCAGGUGCGUUCUCGGUCCUUCAAUCCUCCCGCGCCCUUCUGA
Closterium sp. Naga37s-1 is the source of this 735-nucleotide messenger RNA. The record is from the annotation of a GenBank genome assembly. Lineage: Eukaryota; Viridiplantae; Streptophyta; Zygnematophyceae; Desmidiales; Closteriaceae.